AUGGGUAUCAAUCACAUCACUGCCGUUGCAUCGGCCUUACUCACUCUCCAGCUCCACACCAGUGUAGCUGACGUUGUAUCCUUCGAUUGGCGCAUAACAAAUAUAUACACCGAAUACGACGGUGUCUACAUUAACUCCCUCGGAAUUAAUGACUUCACUGCUGACCAAGCUCUAAUUGAUGUAGAGUUGGGCCAGGAAGUUGAGGUUCGUGUCACAAACGAACUUGCUGAUCCGACAUGUCUGCAUUGGCACGGGCUGAAGCAACUUGGCACUCAAGAAAUGGAUGGAACAUCCGAGAUUACCCAAUGCCACAUUCCUCCCAAUGCAACGACAAUCUAUCACUUCAUCCCGGACAAAGCGGGUUCAUUUUGGUGGCACAGCCACCACUUGGCACAAUAUGCGUUUGGAUUGCGAGGUCCUAUGGUUGUUCGCCCUCCUGCAAACCAAAUGAAGGACUGGGAAAGGGAAAUUGACGGCGAGUACAUCAUUCAAUUGGCAGAUAUGUACCAUCGACGUCCAGUUGCUAUACCGAUCUAUAACUCCAUCCUGAUCAACAACCGAGGUCGAUACAACUGCACGGCUGCAGCUAAACAGAAUUUUACAGACUGUACAGAUGUUCAACCUCUUCCAAAAUUCCACUUUGAGCCGGGAAAGAAGUACCUUUUGCGCCUCAUAAGCAUGGUCGCUCUGGCCCCGAUCGAGUUCAGCAUUGACGAGCACGAAUUCCGAGUCGUUGCUGCGGACUCUGACUACCUCAAGCCAUCAGAAAGUAUAAAUUCAAUCUUCAUCAACGCCGGUCAGCGCUAUGAUAUCAUUGUUGAAGCAAAAUCUAAUGUUGAACAAGAGACCAUCAAGAGCUCAUACUGGAUGCGAGCGAAAGGCCUUCAUGGUUCUAUUUGGACAGCAGGAACCGCUGAAAUGGCUGCACAGCCGUUGUUUACACCGUCCGACGAAGAGCUCAAGCCUAUCACGAAGAGAAAUGCAACAAAGAUUUUCGUGCGAGCUCCCUCUGCCAAUGUCGACGAGAAAUUACUCGAAUCACGAGGUGGCGAAACAGGACUCGCAGCAGGCAAAGAAAGCUAUGAGAUGCUUUUAGAGAUGAUACGCACAAAGUUCUCGAAAUACAGUCAGCACUUCGUACGGGAUGGUAAAAUGGGGAUUCCGUCAUCUUCAACUGCUUUGCACGAUCAAACUUUGUCGCAGAAACAAUACAAUGACGGGUUGGCGUUUUUAAUAGAACACAAUGAAAACUUGGAGCACGCACAAGUCAUUGAUCAAGAUGAAGUAUUGAAAUGUCUCGAGACUUUCGACAUUACUCGUUUGGUGAAGUUGGUGAUCGAACACAAAUAA
Plasmopara halstedii is the source of this 1350-nucleotide messenger RNA. RefSeq lists its product as hypothetical. Bases 1 to 1350 code for a protein of 449 amino acids. NCBI's taxonomy places the organism in Eukaryota, Oomycota, Peronosporomycetes, Peronosporales, Peronosporaceae. The record is from RefSeq and is a predicted model, not a curated record. Gene Ontology annotation, molecular function: copper ion binding; oxidoreductase activity. The transcript has 3 exons.